AUGCAGGGUUUCAACAUGGGUCGGUACAUGCCGCCUGAUGCUGAGGGAGGCGCAAGUGGCAAUCAACUGCACAAGCGUCGAGCUCCAGGCACUCUGCGCAAAGAUGGCACACAGACUGUGCGCUUCGAGAUGCCCUUCGCCGUAUGGUGUCACACGUGCAAACCACAUGCUAUCAUCGGCCAAGGCGUGCGCUUCAAUGCUGUCAAGACAAAGGUCGGCUACUACUAUUCCACGCCAAUCUGGAGCUUUCGCAUGAAGCAUACUGCAUGCAGCGGCACCAUCGAAAUUCGGACUGAUCCAAAAAACACCGCCUACGUUGUGACAGAGGGAGGCAAGGCCAGAGACUAUGGGGAGCCAGAGGACCGUAUCAGGGAAGGAGAAAAUGGGGUGCCUAUUCUGACGCCCGAAGAGCGCGAGCGACGGCGGGAAGACGCUUUCGCUCAACUCGAGGGUAAAGCAGAGGAAAAGGAACUAGUGAAAGACAACGCCAAACGUAUUGAGGAACUUUACGAAGCUCGUGGUAGAGAUUGGGACGACCCUUGGUCGGCCAACAAGCGCAUGCGUGCAUCUUUCAGGCAUGACAGGAACGCGUUGAAGCGGGAGGAAGAAGCGGACCAGGCACUGAAAGACCGUCUUGGUACUGAUAUCCACCUACUUCCAGCAUCAGAGGAGGAUAGUACUAGGGCCAAGCUUGUGACCUUCGGAGAGGAUUCAGACCAGCCGAAUCGAGACACUGCGGCCUCGAAAGCCAUGUUCCGGACGCCAGCUUCGAAGAUUACAAAACCGAAGGCUGUAAAGCCUGCCAAUGCCAAGGAUAGCCGCAGAGAUGCACUUCGACGACAGCUGGUGUCCAACACCAAGGCCUCGCUCAACCCCUUCGGCUGA
Molecule: messenger RNA, 885 nt
Organism: Fulvia fulva
Lineage: Eukaryota; Fungi; Ascomycota; Dothideomycetes; Mycosphaerellales; Mycosphaerellaceae
Exons: 1
Coding region: 1-885 (294 amino acids)
Biological process (GO): mRNA splicing, via spliceosome
Cellular component (GO): post-mRNA release spliceosomal complex; U2-type spliceosomal complex
Source: RefSeq, a predicted model, not a curated record